AUGAGAGUGACGAGGUCUUGCGAGAUAACUGGAGGGGCUAAACUCGUAGAGAGGCUUUCUCCACUUUCCAUGCAAGUUUUGGCAGAACUGUCAUUUGCAACUGUAUAUAAUCAUGACCAAGGCCAGGAAAGUCUGUAGUUACAACUGUAGUGUUCAAAGAGUGGGCCUGAGGUUGAAGACUUACGACAACCAACCAGUCUACAUAGAUUUUGUUACAGUCGAAGUUGGGAGGAGGCUAGAGUCCAGUUUUCACGCAGUAUUGGCACAAGUCUGUCAUAUGUGUUCUUGCAACUGUAGGAUAGUGAUAACCAUAGUGAGGAAUGCAAUUUGUAUGAGUCUGUAGCUGCGGAUGGGUUGAAGGGUUAUAAGCAGAGCUACGUCAUGUGCACCAAUUUUGAGAAUUGGGGCCAAGUUAAAGAGGAGGUUUCCCUUUUCCACGCAAUCACCCGUAUGCUAUGUUUGCAACUGUAGACAAUCAUCAUCAUGGAGGAAAAGCUGAUUUUGUUAGUUGAGCAUUGUAGCUGUGACUCAGUCUGGUUGCCUGACAUCUGAUGUCAAAUCUCGAGGGUCAAAUUCCAGAAAGCUUUGUUCAAGAUAAACUUUCCUCUUUGGGCAACAUAACAGGACAAUCAUAACCAUGCAAAAGAAGCUUAUUGUAGCUCUUCGGGAGCCCUUCUUGGGUUCUGUAGAAAGAACUGUUCACUGGAUUUUAUAACUGGCUCGAAGAGCGUCUCCGUCUGAUUGCAGCUUCACACCAACCAUAACGUUCAGAACUAAGCGCUACUCUGUGAAGGUACCAACAUGGACUCACUUUACCUGUGAUGUAGUUCCCUACAUUCCUGCCUUUCUGAACAACUUGCGUGAUAUCUUCCCAUCCUACAAGUUGACAGUAGUUCUGUAUCCUCGAUGACGGUGUAUUGUAGAGCAACAAAAACAUUCACAUCUCAUGCAUGACGGAUCAAAUUCUCAAGAAAUUCGUGUCAAUCAUUCACGGCAUAGAUAAAGCAUUUUAUACGAGUGAAUGACACUGAACCUAUCUGUAGAACAGACCUAAAAAUAUUUUGAGAGUGACCGGUCAACUGUGUCAUCGUGUCCUCGCCCUUCACCAACAAAGAGGGAGGUGUCUAGACUCUGUAAGAUCUCUGAGAAGAAUUGCGAACUGUACUUGUAGACAUGGAUGAAAGUUUUCUCUGGAAAGAUUGGACAUUAUCCCCUUUGAAGUCAAGCUCUUACUCCUACGUGGACUCAUAUUGACAACCAAGGGAUGAGCUUGUAUGAUUGACUGACAUUUAAGAACGAGCAACAGAGGAGGUGGGGAAUUUUACGUUCCUUUACCCACUCUCGAAGCUUGGCAGUACGUGCAAAACUGAUAGCGACUGUUGUAUAGACAUCUGUAGAGAUACGACUGAUAUUUAUGACCAAGGGAGGAGAUGAGCGUUAUUUGGGUCAGGUACAACCUGAGCUUGCAACUGUAGCUCUAGUGGAUGAUUGGAGUAUCAUGGGAAUGUACGAAAGCUCCAGUGUAGAUUUUUUCCGUCUCCAAGUCAGGCUCCUACUGCUUAGUACGUAGCGCAUGUGCUGUCAUCGAUCCAAUUCCUUCACAUACUUCACAUCGUUCGUAGCUUUCUCAUCCGGGCAAUACAAGCCAGCUAGCCGACAGAGGCAGGUUACAAUCUGCUCAGUCCAACCAGUUGCAUAGGACCAGUCUAAUUGACGAACCCUUUUUCGUCGUGAAAUUUGGUGGAAGACAUAUACUUAAGUCUGGGCCUUGCCCUCCAGCCAAUUUUUGUAAGAGAUCAGACUCGUCCAUACACUAGUAGCAUUAGGCACAUUAGGCUCCAGCGGUCCACUGAUAUGUAAGCCAAAAUCAUCUGGCAAGAUUAUAUCUUGAUCCUUCAGUUCAUGACAAAUGACAAGUUCCCUCAGACAGUAUCAUCAUUCUAAUUCUACUGUAAUGAAACUCUGCUCAGCUAGCUAGCCUGCUAUUCUAAAUGCAGCAGGCUACUAGCUAUUUGUUUCCUGCGAGAGGGUUGGAUGAGGUGGACACUUGGAUUUAUCAUCCGCUCCCACCGACAGAAAAUCAAAACCUUUGCACUUUGCAGUGCAACCUAAAGCUUACAGUUAACUUGCCCAAACCUCAAGGAUGGCCAUAAUUAUGUCGUGCCUUUAAACGACGCAAACUGCCAAAUGCUCAGUGCACAUGGUGCAGUAGACAAGAGUAUGCAAGAGAGGUCUGGAUCUCUGAUUUGGUACAAAACCGGUGGGUUUGUACUUUAGGCUACAAGACACGUAGGCGUUUGGAAUGCACUCCGGCUCUAGAAUUUACUUCGGUUCUCUACCGACGUCUAAGAAGUGGGACUUGGAAUGGAGAAGCCUUGAGUCGAAGAAGGUGACGCCUGGAACAGUUGGGGCAAAUCUAGCGAAGACAUGAGAAGUUUUCAAGUGAGAUACAGAUUUCGGUAGACAAGUGGGCGCUGGAAACUGAAAUAAGAAUAUGGUGAUGGGGAAGUAUCAUCCGUUGAGGCUUUGGCGUCCACAUGGACGAGUGCAGAACGGUCUGGGAAAUUAAGAACGAGAGUCUUGAGAGAGUGGAAUGGCAUGGUACCAGAUGCAAUACCACUGCAGAGGAGAAACUCAUUCAUACUAGUGAGACAUAUUGGUUCAAAAGUUGGAGGCCUUCCUCCGGGUUUGGAUCCUCGAGAAAAUUACACAAUUUAACCCUUUUGAAAUCAUACAAGGCGUCUGCACACUACAUACGGCCGGAGAGUCCACAGAAAAAGGCAAAAUAUCAAAGACCUUUUAAUAGAAAUGAUUAGUGCGGAGACGGGAAAUCGGAAAGAAGGUCCUGCUACAUAUUGACACGUCUUACUUGUCCUUCGGGAGUACUUCGAGGAGAUAGAGACGCUGCAAAAGCUUACAAGAAAGGAAAGGCGAAGGAAGCAAGAAGAGAGAAAGAGAGGGACGGUCGGGUCGGCCAUGGCAGGGGUAGCAAAAGUUAAACUAACCUUCUCUGCACGAGUUCACUGUCGUUUCGAUCACUUCGAGAUCCCGUAGAGAAUCACGAUUUCAAAAGCCGAACUUGGGUACAAUUCGACCUUGUACAUCCUUGAAAAUACUGGACAGGUUUUCGUCAUAAGGGUCGCUAGCCAGGAGAGAGAACCGGUGGGGUCCGGAGGUUUCCUUCACUUUCCAAGGUCUCUCAUCAUCAUCAUCAUCCAGUCUACAUUUCUCGAAAAUUGUACCUGAGACUCAGACACCGGAGACACUCAGGCUUUCUAAACAGCUAUGUUUGAGUC
Messenger RNA from Marchantia polymorpha subsp. ruderalis, 3296 nucleotides. NCBI's taxonomy places the organism in Eukaryota, Viridiplantae, Streptophyta, Marchantiopsida, Marchantiales, Marchantiaceae. The record is from the annotation of a GenBank genome assembly.